Molecule: messenger RNA, 1578 nt
Organism: Neopsephotus bourkii (Bourke's parrot)
Lineage: Eukaryota; Metazoa; Chordata; Aves; Psittaciformes; Psittacidae
Gene: RELB
Product: RELB proto-oncogene, NF-kB subunit
Exons: 11
Coding region: 145-1566 (473 amino acids)
Biological process (GO): canonical NF-kappaB signal transduction; innate immune response; non-canonical NF-kappaB signal transduction
Cellular component (GO): cytoplasm
Molecular function (GO): RNA polymerase II cis-regulatory region sequence-specific DNA binding; DNA-binding transcription factor activity, RNA polymerase II-specific
Source: RefSeq, a predicted model, not a curated record
AGGAGCUGCCCUGCAGGAUCCCGGCCUGGCCAUGGCGCACGCUGCUCCCGUCCCUGAUGAUUUAGGUGAGUGAUUCCCAUCGGCAUCCCGGUGUGUUGGGGGCCGGAACCGGAUCCUGGACCUUCAGCGAUCAUUGAAGAGGUGAUGAAGGAGGACGGAUUCCAGCCGGAUCCAGCCCUGCUCCACCCCAAACCCCCCCCCCGAGCCUCGGCCAAGCUGGUCCCGCGCGGCUCCUGCCCCAUAGCGGGCCCGGCGCGGGCAGGCAGCGCCCCACAGCUCACCCAGAGCCUCAGCAGCCUCUCUCUGGGGGGGGGCACGGCGCGGAGCCGGUGGGUUCCCAACGCUGGGAAUGUGAAGGAGGAGCUGGAGGAGCUGCUGGAGCCGCCCCGGCUCGUGAUCACCGAGCAGCCCAAGCAGCGCGGGAUGCGCUUCCGCUACGAGUGCGAGGGCCGCUCGGCUGGGAGCAUCCUGGGCCAGAGCAGCACCGAGGCCAGUAAGACCCUGCCCGCCAUCGAGCUCCUGAACUGCGGCGCGAUCCCGGAGGUGACGGUGACCGCGUGCCUGGUGUGGAAGGAUUGGCCCCACCGCGUGCACCCCCAUGGCCUGGUGGGCAAGGACUGCAGCAACGGCCUCUGCCAGGUGGUGCUGAGGCCCCAGAGCAACCCCCGGCACAGCUUCAGCAACCUGGGCAUCCAGUGCGUGAAGAAGAAGGAGAUCGAGGCGGCCAUCGAGAGGAAGCUCCAGCUGGGCAUCGACCCCUUCAAAGCCGGAGCGCUCCGGAACCACCAGGAGGUGGACAUGAACGUGGUGCGGAUCUGCUUCCAGGCUUCCUACCGGGACGCGGCGGGGGACACGCGGCACCUGGGGCCCGUGCUCUCCGAGCCCAUCUUCGACAAGAAAUCCACCAACACGUCGGAGCUGCGGAUCUGCCGCAUGAACAAGGAGAGCGGCCCCUGCACGGGGGGGGAGGAGCUUUACCUGCUCUGCGACAAGGUCCAGAAAGAGGACAUAGCAGUGGUGUUCCGUACGGGCUCGUGGGAGGCCCGCGCUGACUUCUCGCAGGCGGACGUGCACCGCCAGGUCGCCAUCGUGCUGCGGACCCCCCCCUACCAGCACCUGGAGCUGGAGCAGCCGGUGGAGGUGGAGGUGGUGCUGCAGCGCCUGACGGACAGCGCCUGCAGCCAGGCCUUCCCCUUCACCUACCUGCCCCGCAGCCACGACGUCUAUGGGGUGCAGCAGAAGCGCAAGCGGGGGAUGCCGGACGUGCUGGAGGAGCUCUCAGGAUCAGAUCCAUAUGGGAUCGAAGCCAAGAGGAGGAAGAAGCCCCCGGGAUACAUGGAGCACUUCCCCCCACUGCCUGUGGCCGAUCCGCUGUUAUCCAUGGAUCCGGACCCCCUGGACCCCCCCCUCUACGUCCCCUUCGCCCCCCCGGCGCUGCCCCCCCCGUACCCACUGCUGGACCUGCCCGAGCUGCUCUCGGAGCCCUAUGGGGCGCCCCAUGGGGAUGCCCCCCCCCCACCAACGGCCACCCUGGUGGGUACCCACAUGUUCCCAGGCCACGUCUGACCCCCCCCCUGG